UGCGUGCGGUUUCGUUGGGCUCCGAACUCCGAGCUGCGUGCCUUGUACUCGGAACUCACAUCCUUCGUGUCCUCGGAAAAUAUUCAAAGUUAAGCGGCCCGCAAAUCCGCAUCGUGUAAUGAAAAUCAAAGUACAUAAAUAUAAAAUUAAAUGUCGUAAAUAAAAAGAAUAAUAUCAUCAGAACAUAUACAAUAUGUACAUGUGAAUGUGUCCAAAGACGCGACCCGCGAGGCGACACAAAGCGAAGUUUAAGAAACGUGCCACAUUAAAUAUUUAAGAAACUCAGAAAGCCGACAAAAGUGUGAGAGAAUUUGGAGCCAACAGCGUUUGGUCUAACCAUCAAUGACAACCAAGUGAAGCCUUCGGAAGUGACUCCCUCGGCCCCAAGAUGUACGGACUGCUCUUGGAGAAUCUCUCCGAGUACAUAAAGUCUGUGUAUGGAGAAGAGAAAUGGGAGGACAUCCGACGACAGGCUGGGAUCGAUUCGCCCUCGUUCAGCGUCCAUCAGGUCUAUCCCGAGAAUCUGCUCCAGAAGUUGGCCAAAAAGGCCCAACAGGUCCUGGGCGUCUCGGAGCGGGAGUUCAUGGACCAGAUGGGCGUCUACUUCGUCGGCUUCGUGGGUCAGUAUGGCUACGAUCGCGUCCUCUCCGUGCUGGGUCGCCAUAUGCGCGACUUCCUCAACGGACUGGAUAACCUGCACGAGUACCUGAAGUUCUCGUAUCCGCGGAUGAGGGCACCCAGUUUCAUCUGCGAGAACGAGACGAAGCAGGGUCUGACCCUGCACUAUCGCUCCAAGCGUCGGGGAUUCGUCUACUACACGAUGGGCCAGAUACGUGAGGUGGCGCGUUAUUUCUACCACAAGGAGAUGCACAUCGAACUGGUUCGGGAGGAGAUCCUCUUCGACACGGUCCAUGUUACCUUCCAGCUGACCUUCGACAACCGGGCCUUUACCCUGGCAUCCUUGGCCAUGACGCGGGAGGAGAAGCACCUGCCCAUCAGUGCCCAUGUGCUGUUCGAGAUCUUUCCCUUCUGCAUGGUGUUUGGUGCUGACAUGGUAGUACGCAGUAUAGGAAACUCAUUAAUGGUGAUUUUGCCUGAACUGCUUGGCAAAAAAAUCACAGCCUGGUUUGAUUUGGUUCGUCCCCUGAUUGCAUUCAAAUUCCAGACUAUACUCAAUCGUACCAAUAACAUAUUUGAAUUGGUCACUGUGGAUCCAGUCACCGAAAGAUUUGACGCUCAAAACGAGGAUUUACUUCAGCAUGAAGAUGGCAGCGAACCGGAAAAGUCAUUGAGGCUAAAAGGUCAAAUGGUUUACAUGGAAAACUGGCGCAUGAUCAUGUUCCUGGGCACUCCCGUGAUGCCAGAUCUGAACUCGCUGAUAACCACUGGCCUCUAUAUCAACGAUCUGUCCAUGCACGACUUUAGCAGGGAUCUUAUGCUGGCGGGUACUCAACAAUCAGUGGAACUGAAAUUGGCCCUGGAUCAAGAGCAGCAAAAGUCCAAGAAGCUGGAAGAGUCCAUGAGAUUGUUGGAUGAGGAAAUGCGACGAACUGAUGAGCUACUUUAUCAGAUGAUACCCAAACAGGUGGCUGAUAGGCUAAGACGCGGCGAGAAUCCCAUUGAUACUUGUGAAAUGUUCGAUAGUGUUUCCAUCCUGUUCUCGGACAUUGUGACCUUCACGGAGAUCUGCAGUCGCAUCACUCCGAUGGAGGUGGUGUCCAUGCUGAAUGCCAUGUACUCGAUCUUCGACAAGCUGACGGAGAGGAAUUCUGUAUACAAGGUGGAGACAAUUGGCGAUGCAUACAUGGUAGUGGCGGGGGCCCCGGAUAAGGAUGCCAAUCACGCCGAACGAGUCUGUGAUAUGGCCCUGGAUAUGGUGGAUGCCAUAACCGAUCUGAAGGAUCCCUCCACGGGCCAGCAUUUGAGGAUACGUGUGGGCGUCCACUCGGGUGCCGUGGUGGCAGGCAUCGUUGGCCUAAAGAUGCCGCGCUACUGCCUGUUUGGGGAUACCGUAAAUACCGCCUCGCGAAUGGAGUCCACCAGCAUCGCCAUGAAGGUACACAUCUCGGAGUCCACGAAGAUUCUAAUCGGUCCCAACUACAAGAUCCUGGAGCGGGGCGAGAUCGAUGUGAAGGGCAAGGGCACCAUGGGCACGUACUGGUUGGAGGAGCGCGAGAACCGAUUGCCUCUCCAACUGACCACUACUCUCCAGGUUCAUCCGGUCUCUCCAGUUUCGAGCACGCCCACAUCAAAAACGAAGGCAAUUAUGCCGCCGGUGUCCAAAUCGCUGACUCCUUUGGUUCCCGUUUCCGUUUCGCUAGAGGUUUCGAUUCCUGCCACCUCCGUUCCGUCGGUGGAUGUGGUAGCUCCUUCGUCCAGCAUGUCGGGUUUGGUUCUUACAGCAGCUGCAGCGGCACACAUGUCGCUUCAUCACCAGACGGUUGUGGCGGGUGGACCAGCUGCAGCUUCAGAAUCUGCAGGAUCAACAGGAGUAGGAGGUGUGGGAGAUUCAGCAGCUGGAGGAGGACCGGGAGCAGGGGCACCUCCAGAUGACCGUAACAGUCGGAUCUAUUCACCAGUAACUUUCAAGGACGUGGCUCGUCGGAGCGCAGCUAAUUCACCAGACCAGGAAAAGCGCCGCGAAUCACGCUCCAAUUCCACAGGACACGUGUUUAUGCGCUCCCCGUCGGACAUUUUUGGCUCACUCAUUCUGGACACCGAGGAAUUUCUCGAAGACCUGCAAAUCUCUCGCAGCUCACUGGCCAACAAUAGUAAUAAUCCGCCCUCUUGUGGAUUCAGUCCAACUCCCCCAUUCCGGAUUGGCAGCGCACCACCCAAGCCGAGACCAAGUAAUCCGAAUAAGUUUACGCCCGAGGAACUGGCCGCCAUGGAUCAACUGACGCCGCCAUCGACGGCUCCGGCCAGGGAAACGGCAUCCUGCAGCAGUGCAUCCUUGGAUCGGGACAAGGCAGCCAAGCUCAAAAAAAUCACCUUCUCCAACUGCAGCAGCUUGGAUGCAACUACGACGACAGAAGUGGCUGCCGUUGUGUGUCCCAUGCGACCCAAGUCGCCGGUGGUGCAGGCGACUACCAGCAAAAGCGACACCAAACGCCCAGGAUCGAAGGAUUCGGUCUCAUCCAUUUCCCUGCACUCACCUCCUCCACAUCGAUCGAACUCUGCUCCAUCCAGACCCCAUUCCAUGUCAAAGGCGGCGCGAAAGGCGUUCCUGGCCGCCAAGCAGACGAAGGCCAUGGAGAAGCUGGACAAGAUGAUCGAGGAGGUCCACGAAGUGGAGUCCCAGUCGGCGACGAAGGCUGCCAACAUGCGGAUGGCCCUGUUUGGUCAUGACAGAGGUGGUGGGGGUGAUCUGGCCGCUGGUGGGUGUCCCCUUUUCCUGCCACCACCGCCGCAGCAGCAACAGCGCCUGAUGCCCAGCUCCAUUUCAGAUUCCGGCCUCUGCAGUCAUGGACAUAGCCAUGCACCCAGCUGCCACCACCUGGAUCCGAAGAUGAGUAACAGCCAGAGUUUCCAGCACUCUCCCCGAGGGGGAAUUACCCACCAGUGCUGCAGUGGCUUUGGACACGGAAAUGGACGUCAUUCGCACCGGAUGCACUCGAACGCCUGCCGGAUCCUGUAAAGAAUUCACCAGGCAGCACCAGCAACCCACAUCCAUAUCAUGUAUACUGACUCGGAUUCUGUUCAAUGUUUUCGCGCGCUUUGUGGUGUUGUGAUGAUAACUAGUCAGCAAUUAUUAGGGUUUAGUUAGUUGUUGAAUCUCAUAGUGUAUAGAAUAGAUAAAGAAAGUACCUACAUGUUAUAUAUACCCAGACUAUAAAUAGUCGAGCAGUGUCUAAAUAUGCUAAGAAUCUGUAAAAACUGUUAACUCUUCAUGUGUAUUAAUCAAAAGAUUUCAAAUUUAUUGACCUCUAUAUAUGACAAUACCAAAAGGGCAACCAAACUACAAAAGGAAAGGCAUUUCCACACAUUUUCAUUAAACCACCUGAGGCAGCGUUUGCUCACAAAAUAAACUAAACUUAUUAUAUAUGUAUUAUAAAUCUCUAUAUAUUUGUAGUAGCUAAAUGGUUAAGUAGAUUUUAUGUGGACACAUAUAUAAAAUAAAUGUUUCCAAAGGGAUUCUAUUUUCUAAAUGUUUUAACUAAAGGUCCAACUAUUUAUUUAAUUCCAAUCCCUUAAAUUGU
Molecule: messenger RNA, 4199 nt
Organism: Drosophila rhopaloa
Lineage: Eukaryota; Metazoa; Arthropoda; Insecta; Diptera; Drosophilidae
Gene: Gyc88E
Product: soluble guanylate cyclase 88E
Exons: 13
Coding region: 389-3637 (1082 amino acids)
Biological process (GO): response to oxygen levels; cGMP biosynthetic process; nitric oxide-cGMP-mediated signaling
Cellular component (GO): guanylate cyclase complex, soluble
Molecular function (GO): guanylate cyclase activity; oxygen sensor activity; heme binding
Source: RefSeq, a predicted model, not a curated record